This is a messenger RNA of Bicyclus anynana (squinting bush brown), 2405 nucleotides long. Its product is annotated as DET1- and DDB1-associated protein 1. NCBI's taxonomy places the organism in Eukaryota, Metazoa, Arthropoda, Insecta, Lepidoptera, Nymphalidae. The transcript is spliced from 4 exons. Gene Ontology annotation, biological process: positive regulation of proteasomal ubiquitin-dependent protein catabolic process. Bases 170 to 475 code for a protein of 101 amino acids. Gene Ontology annotation, cellular component: Cul4-RING E3 ubiquitin ligase complex. The record is from RefSeq and is a predicted model, not a curated record.
UUUCGGUCAUUUUCAUUCAUGGAUGGGUUUAUUUGUGCGUGCAAUCGCCUUUUUUAUUUUUAAUAAUUUAUUAUUGUAAUUAACAUAAAUUCCUAUUACUAUUUUAGCUUGACUAAUAUAUCGGCGACUAUUUAUAAGAUAACAUAUUAAUAACAAUAUAGCGGUUAAGAUGUCGGUGAUAGAGUUUCUGAAGGAUCUUCCGUCGUACGACGAGCACAACUUCACACUAUUCAAUACUGAUCAUGGCAUUCGAAAUUGUUCGAAAAGACCUUCAAUAUACCUACCAACUAAGGAUAUUCCUUCUGAACAAAUAAUUGUAACAGAAAAGACAAAUAUUUUGUUAAGGUAUCUACACCAGCAGUGGGAGAAAAAGAACAACACCUCCCCAAAGAAACGUGACCAGAGCCACAUAGAACAAAAUGGUGAUGAUAGUAGACCACGCAAGAGGCCCUGCCUUACGUCACCGUUCCACUGAACAUUCUUAUAUUUAUGUUGUGCUUCAGUUACAGACUUUGAAAAGUGUAUUGCCAUUUUAUAUUAACGUUUGUAUAUCACACAUAGGUCAAUUUAUAUGUUGAUUCUCAAAACAAGUUCCAUGUUUAUUGGGAGCUUAUAAAUAUAAUUCACUGAUUAAUUUUUUCAAGAUUAUAAAUUAAUUUUGUCACUAAUUACUAUGUACACAAAUCCUAAACUACUUUGACUGAGCAAUCAUACUUUGCUUUCACUUAACUAAGUAAUUAAGUAAGGCGCCUUCUCAACCAUCAAACUUUCUCAUUAAGCAGUCUUUGACAAACAAUUUAAACAAAGCUGCAGACUAUCAAAUUGUGUAACUCUUGAUUUGAUAAAAACUUUAAUCAUUUAAUUCCUUAAGAAAAAGAAUCUUUUGUAGUGUUAAGGCAGCCUAAUAUUAUGAGGUUUCAUUCCAAGUUAAUUAAGUUUUCACACCCUAUGUAAUGUAAUAUUGUUAUGAUAAUUAUGUUAUGCUAGAUUUGUUGUAAAAAUAAAAUAGUCAUAUCAUGUAAGGUCAAAACAAUUAAUUAUAUUGUUCAGUAUUUACUACUUCUGUAUUGGUGUAUUACAUACAUAUUACACACCCUGCACCCCUCUUAAUAUGUGUCUAGGACUCGAUUGUGCGGUUAAUCCACUAUAUGAAGUAUUGUGUGAGUAAGUGUUGAGUGAUGCUAAGCUAUCUUGGUACUUUGUUGCACAACUUCUAUGCACGAAACUAAACAAUAUGGUAGUUGAAUCAAAUUUAAUAUAAACAAUAUUAAUUUCGUACAUGGAUUAAGGGUCCGAAUUGUAUCGAUAAUUUUUAAUAUAAGUUAAGGAUUUCAUAGAAAACUCAAUUUAAAAAUUAUGUAUUUAAUUAAUUUUUCCAUAACGUCAAAAAACGUCGUAAAUCUAUAGGUCAAACACUGUUGUUAAAGGUUUAGUGUUAAAGUUAAGUCAUGAAACAGUUAAAAUAUAUACCAUCUCGGCCAACAGUGUUUUGGCUUGUAUUGUCAAAAAAUAUUUCAAAUAUUUUUAUGUAAUUGGGUCUCAAAAUAAUAUGAUCUUUUUUCAAUCUAGUAGAACAUUAUUGAACAUUAAAAUACCCUGUAAAAAAAGUGUCAACUAGCCUAUUGAGAGAUGAAAUCGUACUGUGGGUGGUGCCAUCUAGUAUCAAUAUCAGAACUACUGUUUAAAAAACACACAUUUUUGAAAUUUAAAAAUACAUGUUUUUGAAUGAAUGAGUUAAUAUCAUAAUAUUGUGUGUAUCUAUGUACCUAGUGGCGUGCACAAUUUUUUCAACUAGGGUAGCUAUUAUACGUCAACAUUGUACUAAAUGGAAAAUUCUUUCUCAAGACUCCAUUAAGGUUUAUAAACAUAGGUUUGAUGAGUUCUUCUUCUUCUUGGUUCUAUGGCUCCGCGCGUGUUUGAUGAGUUAUCGGUGCAUUUUUACACCACCACCACCAAAUACCACGUGACCAAUCAAUCACUGUUUUAUUUGCAAACAUGUGCUGAGGAUGACGUUUUUAUUCAUCACAACUUUCGAUACCACUAUACAACUUUUUUCGUCAAAUUAAAUUGUUAGGUGCUUAUUUAAGUUUGUAUUGCUUACUCAAAACUACUUGCACUUUUUUAGAAUAACUUUGUUAGUAAAAAUAUUACUUAUUCCUAGGCAUUCAAGUAACAAGUACCUAAUUCACUUAUUCUGUUCUUGGGAAAUAACUAUUAAUGUUUUAAUAUUCUUGUGUCAGAGGGAUGUAAAAUAAUGAUGAUAGGAAUUGUAAAUUUUGGAUACAUGGAUAGUAAUUUAUAGUUUGGCUAAACAUAAAAAAUAAUUUAUUUUGUAGACCUGUAGAGUAGUUCAUUCAGGCUAUUUUUUAAAACUGAUAAAAUAUAUUUAAUAUACAAAUAGAAAA